This is a messenger RNA of Brienomyrus brachyistius, 1179 nucleotides long. RefSeq names its product ring finger protein 151 (gene rnf151). Bases 236 to 913 code for a protein of 225 amino acids. The transcript is spliced from 4 exons. NCBI's taxonomy places the organism in Eukaryota, Metazoa, Chordata, Actinopteri, Osteoglossiformes, Mormyridae. Gene Ontology annotation, molecular function: zinc ion binding. Gene Ontology annotation, biological process: regulation of canonical NF-kappaB signal transduction; positive regulation of JNK cascade. The record is from RefSeq and is a predicted model, not a curated record. Gene Ontology annotation, cellular component: plasma membrane signaling receptor complex.
UCUUCUUUAUAAAACGUGCUGUGACCAGACAGAAAGACCCAGAGUCUGGGCCUAAUGUGAAGAGUGAAAAAUACGGCAUUUGUUCCUGGAUGCUGCCAGACGUGUGUGGUGUGUUAGAAUGAUGGGGAACAGAUUUUUAUUGACCGUAAAGGAGUAUUGCAGUCACAGCGUUUAGUCUAUUGCUGUGGUCGUUCAGUUCAAUGGGCAGUUAGAUUCGAUUUAACAAGUGCUUACUAUGAGCGGAGGUUACGACGUGGAGUACUUCGUGGACAGUCCCGGCCAGGAUCUGAUCUGCUCGAUAUGCCGAGGGGUUCUGCGGUGCCCGGUCCGAGUGGGGUGCCACCACGUCUUUUGCAAAAAGUGCAUUUUGCAGUGGCUGAGGAGGAAGGAGUCGUGCCCAUGCUGCCGGAAGCCCAUCAGAUGCAACCUGAUAUUUGUGAUGUACAAGCUGAGUAAAUCCAUUGGACGCUUGAAGGUUAAGUGCAGAAAUGCAGCCUGUGGCUGCCCAGCCACCUUCCCCCUCGCUCAGCUGUACUCUCACAGCACCCGGUGCCUGUUCGAGGUGGUGCCCUGCCCCCAGCAGGGCUGCGGGGCCCAGGUGCAGCGCGGGGAACUGCAGGCGCAUGCAGAGCUCUGUGAACACCGGUGCCGGCCCUGCCCUAUGGGCUGCGGCAGCGUACUGUCGCAGCAGGACCGUGCACAACACAACUGCUACCGGCAGCUGCAGCAGGAGCUGGAGGCCCGGCAAGAGGCACAACGUGUCGCCGUCACCGGCCUGCAGCGGCAAAUCAGGAAAAUAGAAAGCAGCAUGACCCGCAUGAGGAGACAGGUCGGCCUGCUGUGCAAGAGCCUCGGCGUCAAGGACCACCAGGAGGGGGCAGCAGAGGGCGACACAGAGAGCAGCAGCUUCUGAAAAGUUAAGCGGUUGAAAGACAAACAAAUGAAGAAAUCGGAGACUUUUCCCGCAACCCUGCUGGAUAAUGGACGGAGCAAUUUAUAAAUUUGGCAGUUUGGGUUUGACAAGUUAAUUUUAACAAUUUGGAUAGAUAUACUUUAUUAAUACUAAUUGAGAAUUUCUGACUAUUUUAUAAUAAUGGCAUAAUAUUGUCUUAACAUUUCCACUCCUUAUUGCUUGCGCCCGUUUACACAUUAUGACAUUAAACUGGUUAAUAAAGAAAU